GUCUGCGAAGUUCAGAAUGAGACCGAAAUGGUCUGCCAAGCUCCAGCAUUAACCGUUGACCCUAAUAACCAGUCUGAUCUCACGGAACGGCCAGAUGAGUUUGGCUUCAUCUUGGACAACGUCUACUCCUUGCUGAUCCUCAAUAAGACCAACUUCACCUAUUAUCCAAACCCUGUCUUUGAGGCUUUCAGUCCCCCCGGGAUUUUGGAACUGAAACCAGGAACCCCUGUGAUAUUGAAGGUCUGCGAAGUUCAGAAUGAGACCGAAAUGGUCUGCCAAGCUCCAGCAUUAACCGUUGACCCUAAUAACCAGUCUGAUCUCACGGAACGGCCAGAUGAGUUUGGCUUCAUCUUGGACAACGUCUACUCCUUGCUGAUCCUCAAUAAGACCAACUUCACCUAUUAUCCAAACCCUGUCUUUGAGGCUUUCAGUCCCCCCGGGAUUUUGGAACUGAAACCAGGAACCCCUGUGAUAUUGAAGGGGAAGAACCUAACCCCACCGGUAGCAGGAGGAAAUGCAAAGCUGAAUUACACAGUGCUGAUUGGGGAGAAGCCCUGCGUGGUCACCGUCUCAGAUGUGCAACUGUUGUGUGAAUCCCCAAAUCUUACAGGACGACAUAAAGUCACGGCUCGUGUAGGAGGCAUGGAAUUCUCCCCAGGCAUGGUGAACAUCUCCUCCGACAGCCCGCUCAGCCUGCCUGCAAUUGUCAGCAUUGCUGUGGCUGGGGGACUCCUCAUCAUUUUCAUCGUGGCCGUCCUGAUUGCCUACAAGCGAAAGUCUCGGGAAAGUGAUCUCACUCUGAAGAGGCUGCAGAUGCAGAUGGACAAUCUGGAAUCUAGGGUGGCUUUGGAGUGCAAAGAAGCUUUUGCAGAGCUGCAGACAGAUAUCCAUGAGUUGACAAGUGAUUUGGAUGGAGCAGGAAUACCAUUUCUGGACUACCGGACAUAUACAAUGAGAGUCCUUUUUCCUGGCAUUGAAGAUCAUCCAGUACUAAGGGAUCUGGAGGUUCCUGGAUAUCGGCAAGAACGAGUAGAGAAAGGCCUCAAGCUUUUUGCCCAGCUCAUCAACAACAAGGCCUUCCUUCUCUCCUUCAUCCGCACCCUGGAGUCUCAGCGCAGCUUUUCCAUGCGAGACCGUGGCAACGUGGCGUCCCUCAUUAUGACCGUGCUGCAGAGCAAGCUAGAGUACGCCACUGAUGUCCUCAAGCAACUCCUUGCCGACCUCAUCGACAAGAACCUGGAAAGCAAAAAUCACCCCAAGUUAUUACUUCGGAGGACUGAAUCUGUGGCUGAGAAGAUGCUAACCAACUGGUUCACGUUUCUUCUUUAUAAAUUUCUCAAGGAAUGCGCUGGCGAGCCUCUCUUUUCCCUGUUCUGUGCCAUCAAGCAGCAGAUGGAGAAGGGCCCCAUUGAUGCCAUCACGGGGGAAGCCCGCUAUUCCUUAAGCGAAGACAAGCUCAUCCGGCAGCAGAUUGACUAUAAGACGCUGGUCCUGAGUUGCGUGAAUCCUGAUAAUGUGAACAGCCCUGAGAUUCCAGUGAAGAUCUUGAACUGUGACACCAUCACACAAGUGAAGGAGAAGUUUCUUGAUGCCAUCUUCAAGAAUGUGCCUUGUUCUCAUCGGCCCAAAGCUGCAGACAUGGAUCUUGAAUGGCGGCAGGCAAGUGGGGCCAGGAUGAUCCUUCAAGAUGAGGAUCUCACCACCAAGAUUGAGAAUGACUGGAAGAGGCUUAAUACUCUUGCCCAUUAUCAGGUGCCAGAUGGAUCUCUGGUGGCUCUGGUGUCCAAGCAAGUUACUGCUUACAAUGCAGUCAACAAUUUCACCGUCUCGAGGACUUCAGCAAGCAAGUAUGAAAACAUGAUCCGCUACACUGGAAGCCCAGACAGCUUGCGCUCCCGGACGCCCAUGAUUACGCCUGACCUAGAAAGUGGGGUCAAGAUGUGGCAUUUAGUGAAGAACCAUGAACAUGGUGACCAGAAAGAGGGGGACCGAGGGAGCAAGAUGGUGUCCGAAAUCUAUCUAACAAGGCUGUUAGCCACCAAGGGCACUUUACAGAAGUUUGUCGACGACCUCUUUGAGACAAUCUUCAGCACGGCACAUCGUGGCAGUGCACUCCCCCUGGCCAUCAAAUACAUGUUUGACUUCUUGGACGAGCAAGCAGAUAAGCACAACAUCCACGACCCUCAUGUGCGGCACACCUGGAAAAGCAAUUGCUUACCAUUGAGGUUUUGGGUGAACAUGAUCAAAAACCCACAGUUCGUCUUUGACAUUCACAAGAACAGCAUCACAGAUGCCUGCUUAUCGGUGGUAGCACAAACCUUCAUGGAUUCCUGUUCAACCUCAGAGCACCGUUUGGGCAAAGAUUCCCCAUCCAAUAAGCUGCUUUAUGCCAAGGACAUCCCCAGCUACAAGAACUGGGUGGAAAG
This is a messenger RNA of Python bivittatus (Burmese python), 2426 nucleotides long. Lineage: Eukaryota; Metazoa; Chordata; Lepidosauria; Squamata; Pythonidae. The record is from RefSeq and is a predicted model, not a curated record.